Sclerotinia sclerotiorum 1980 UF-70 is the source of this 201-nucleotide messenger RNA. RefSeq lists its product with no specific name. The record is from RefSeq and is a predicted model, not a curated record. The coding region runs from base 1 to 201 and encodes 66 amino acids. The transcript is spliced from 3 exons. NCBI's taxonomy places the organism in Eukaryota, Fungi, Ascomycota, Leotiomycetes, Helotiales, Sclerotiniaceae.
AUGCAUGCUAAGCGGCAUACAGUUUGGAAGGGAAAUCUCGACAUCAUCAACACCCCGGAGGGUAAGAAUGUAAGAGACUGCUUGACAUUUCCUUUCCCAUGUCCGAUCUUACAAUUCUCUGCCAACAGCCGCUCUACCUGGAAUUUCUAUUGUCUCACCCUAUCGGUCAAAACCCAACGCUUAUACCAGUUAUCUACCUAG